Messenger RNA from Amphimedon queenslandica, 1909 nucleotides. RefSeq lists its product as uncharacterized. Bases 88 to 1782 code for a protein of 564 amino acids. NCBI's taxonomy places the organism in Eukaryota, Metazoa, Porifera, Demospongiae, Haplosclerida, Niphatidae. Gene Ontology annotation, cellular component: cytoplasm. The transcript is spliced from 12 exons. Gene Ontology annotation, biological process: small GTPase-mediated signal transduction. Gene Ontology annotation, molecular function: GTPase activator activity. The record is from RefSeq and is a predicted model, not a curated record.
UGUGGUUUGAUAAGGCAAAAAUCAAUCUGAGGAUCACGUUGAAGACUUGUAGUGAACUAUAAAGAUAAAAGUUAGCUGGUUGCAGUCAUGGCCAUGUCUGUUGCUAAUACACUAAAGCGGCACUCGUUUCAUGCUUCGCUAGGUCUCGUCAUAGAUAACCCGAGACUCCUUAUAGUCGAACACUAUGAGACAGUUCGUGAACAAAUUGAUGUCUUACUAAGAAGUGCUAAGGGGCUAUUGGGGCUAGUCAAGAAGAGGAUAUCCUUAGAAAAGGAUCGGGUCAAAUCUCUCGGGAAAUUAUCGUCUUCGAUACUUGAUGAUUGUAAAUUUAUCAGCUUUGAAGGGGUUUUGAAGGAGAGUUGGGAUCACAUAAAGCAGCACUCACUACAGGAGGGGAUGUACAGGUCAAAGAUGGUCACUGAGUUAGAGGAGAAAGUUGUCCAGCCAUUGUCCGUCUUCCUUCUCUCUGAUCUUGAGAAAAGAUUCCAAACUAUAAACGCUGAAGUCAAUCACAAGGUCAAAGACUAUCAGCAAGUUAGGCUUCAAACCCAGAAGGCUAAAGAGCGUUAUUUCUCUUUAGCUGCCGAGUGGGAGGGGUCACUGAUGAUGAUACAUAAGGAGUAUGGGGCAGUGUGGGAGCCAGUGGCUGGUAAUAAACUGUACGAGAAAGAACAGCAGAUUUGUAGGAAAGUGGACGAGGCUAGGCUUGAUUAUGAAAGCUGUGUUGAAAAGCUAAACGCUAACGUACAAGAAUUAACAUUACAGCAUCUUCCCCAGGCUCUGCUAUCAUUACAAGAUACAACAGAGCAGAUGGUCUCAGUUGUUCACACUGCAUUGAAGAGCUUUGAGACAUUACAGCUCUCACUGUUAGGAAAGAUAGAGACGGAACUGUCCAGUGCCUGCAGGGACUACUUCAUUGUUCCUGACUUCUGUCAGAGUUAUUUCUUCAAAAACUUUGACAUCGAAUCCCCUCCCUUGCCCCCGUCAUUUGACUUUGAUGAGUAUUCAUAUAAGGAUGGAGCUCUUGAGGUUCAAGCACGUAAGACUCAGUAUCGAGCCAUGUCACUUCUCAGUCCGUCGGAGCUAGCAAGUCGAGGGGCCAUGUUUUUGGGCGUAUCCUCAUUAACUGGAGGAGGAGGAAAAGGAAAGGGGAACGGACCAGUCCCUGCUAUUAAGAUAGAAGGUUUAAAUCCAUUCCUUGUUGAGGUUUGUGUUGAGUAUCUCAAUCAGCCCAAUGCCCUAAAAGAGGAGGGUAUAUUUCGUGUCCCUGGAGAGACCAGCACCAUUAGAUCCUUACAUGCCGACUUUAAGACAGCUGGACAAGACAAAGAUAAACUAAAGUCAUUAGUGAUGGAGCAGUAUGAUCCGAAUAAUAUCAGUGGUUUGUUGAAGCUUCAUUUGAGAGAGAAUCAUCUCAUUUCGUCUAAAGUAAUGGCCAACAUAUCAGAGCUUCUCUCUCGUCCUACCACUGAAGGAGCCCCUCCUCUUAUAGAGGAAAUAACUGCUAACUGUACGAAUCAAGAGCUCCGACUGCUGUCCCUAGUAGUUGAAUUAAUGUCAAACAUUUCUGGCGAGCCCGAGAACAAGAUGAAUGCUCGAACUCUCGGCAUAGCAUGUGGCCUCUCUCUCUUCCCUCAACUUGACCCUGGGCAAGCUACGCGGCUCCUAGAAUAUCUAAUAAAGAAUCGUGAUCAACUCUCAGUUGCUGAAUCUGCUCCUGAUCAAACCGGAAGUGAUGACUCCAGCAGCAGCAGCAGUGCUCCUUUGUCAGAGUCUAUUUAAGAAACUAGUUUUAACUCGUCUCCUUUAGGAGAGCUUUUUAAAAUGUUGUUAGGAUGAAUGCGUAUUAAUUAUAAAAUUUUUUGAGAAGAGAGUCUGCAAAUUUUUGUUGGUGAUAAAAAACAAUGAG